GCCAGGGUCAGUGUACAGCUCAUGGUCGAGUGGUGCCGCGACAUCGGCGUCGGCAAGGGCGUCUUCAAGGUCUGGAUGCACAACAACAAGCACAACUUCCCGGGCGGGCACAGCGCCCGCCGCAGCGCCUCCUCGCCCGCCCCCGCCGCCGCGUCGCUCCAAACCCCAGCCGACGGCGCCGGCGCUGCUGCAGCACCGUCAUUCAACCCAUCCAGGAUCACCCCUCCCCCUCCCGUCCUCACCUUGUCCCCGACGGCCGCCACCGGCUUCAACAUCAACGUCGCCGCCUCCUCGGCGCCCACCGUCGCCACCGACUACACCACGGACAAGGAGGCGCUGCCGCUGUGCGCCAUGCCUAGAAAUCCAAGCUUCGCCCCUGUGCACCGUGCCUAGAAAUCCAAGCUUCGACAGAGGAGG
This is a messenger RNA of Zea mays, 417 nucleotides long. RefSeq names its product zinc-finger homeodomain protein 9-like. The transcript has a single exon. NCBI's taxonomy places the organism in Eukaryota, Viridiplantae, Streptophyta, Magnoliopsida, Poales, Poaceae. The record is from RefSeq and is a predicted model, not a curated record. The coding region runs from base 22 to 393 and encodes 123 amino acids.